GUGGGCGACGGCGGCUGCGGAAAGACAUCGCUGCUGCUGGUCCACGCCGAGGGCGCCUUUCCCGCGCAAUAUGCCCCUUCGGUCUUUGAGAAAUACACAACCAAUGUCACUGUGGGGAAGAAAGAAAUAAUCUUACAUUUGUAUGAUACUGCAGGACAAGAGGAUUACGAUCGCCUACGGCCGCUCUCAUACCAAAACACCCACGUGGUUUUGAUUUGCUAUGAUGUCAUGAACCCAGUUAGCUUUGAUAAUGUAUUAAUUAAGUGGGUCCAUGAAGUGAACCACUUCUGUCAUGGAAUCCCUAUCCUCUUGGUGGGUUGCAAAACAGAUCUCCGGAAAGACAAAGAACAUCUCAGAAAACUCCGCUCCGCUCAACAGGAACCGAUCACUUACAAGCAGGGUGAAGAAGCCUGUCGCCAGAUCAAUGCAAAUGUUUAUCUAGAGUGCUCAGCCAAGUUCCGCGAAAAUAUUGAACCCAUUUUUAGCGAAGCUGCUAGCAUGGCUUUGAGCGCCAUCAAGAAGGCCAAACGCCAGGAGAAGUCAAGGCCCUGCAUCCUCUUAUGAUGAUGUGAAACCAGCCAGAGGAAGCUCUUCUUCCUUCAGUGAUAUGCAAGGAGGCAUUUCUAGGUUUUAUUUCAGACUUUAAACAGGACUUUUCAUUUGGAUUUUAACAGAAGGAACUUGUUUUAUAUUAAUUUCUGCUUUUAGUGAAGCUAAAAUGGUCAGAGGUUUCACUCUGAAGGAGCCCUUCCAUUCCAGGUCGUCUUUUUUUACUUGUGGAAGGAAGAUCACUUUACUAGCUGCCAUGUUUAAAUAACAAUUUAAAAAAACCUGUUAUCUCUUACAUCAUUGCAGUAUUACCUAUUUGUAGUUUACACGUGGAAUUGCUAUUCCUCUCCUUCCUUUUCAAGAAACUUCAAGGUGUGAGCUGGAGUUGCAUAACAUCCUAAACCACAUACUAGAGUUUGCCUGACUUUGGUUUAAUGCAAUGUUUCUCAACCAAUGCAACUUGAAGAUGCUAGCUAGGGAAUUCUGGGUUGAACUCCACACAUCUUCAAGUUACCAACGUUGAAAAACACUGAUUUAAUGCACUGUUUAUAUGUUACCACUGUAGCUUGCAGACUGUGGCUUAUUGUUUAGUGUUGCCAUCAACCUAGCCAAGUGUGCUUGUUUAGCCAACCUUAGUUAAAAUGAACCAUCAUUCAUUAUGAUGUAUGAAUGUAAUGGUUGUGACCCUUCCUUACCAGUCUGUAAUAACCUAGAAACCCUUCAAGAGAUAGAAAUCCAGUUCAGAAGUUGAAGUACAGUAUGGCUGUGAUUUAAUUGUUACUCAGGUAUAGUGAGCCCCGAUUCAGUUGGAAGAUUCAGACACCAUCUGUACAAGAAACAACUGGAAAGACCUUACAAUUUGCCCUGCUUGUGCCUAUAUAGGAUUCCGUAGGUUGUUUUCUUCUAUUUCAUAAGGAAUAGCUACCUCGAAAUAUGCCUUUAUAUCUGCUGCUGUGCCUUUAAACUUUUUCUAGUUGAAAUUUGGACUCUUUAUGCCAAUACUCCUUGUUUUGUAAUACU
This is a messenger RNA of Python bivittatus (Burmese python), 1569 nucleotides long. The record is from RefSeq and is a predicted model, not a curated record. NCBI's taxonomy places the organism in Eukaryota, Metazoa, Chordata, Lepidosauria, Squamata, Pythonidae.